AUGGGGAUUUUCUCCCUGGUGACUUUGUCGAAUGUGACAACUUUGUUAUGUCGCUGUGAGAUUGCAUUAUUAAGGUCGGCAUUGAUGGAAGAAAUAACAAAAUUACUUGGUUGUAAACAUAUUACAGUGUCCCUAUAUCAUCCAGAAGCAAAUGGGCAGUGUGAACGCUUUAAUGCAACAUCAUUCCCAAAAAUCCUGGCACUGACGAAUGAAAAGCGUAAUAAUUGGGAUGAUAAAUUAAAACGGCAUGCAUUUAAGUGGUCAAUACUGUAUGACGAUGAAGAAGAUGAAGAAGACGACGAGGAUGUUGAUGAUACCAGUGGAAAAGUCUUUCGAUUAUUUAUAUCAUCUGUCCGUUUGCUUAGUGUUGGAUCAGUGGCCUCUCACAUAAAUGCGGACGCCA
This is a messenger RNA of Didymodactylos carnosus, 403 nucleotides long. The record is from the annotation of a GenBank genome assembly. NCBI's taxonomy places the organism in Eukaryota, Metazoa, Rotifera, Eurotatoria, Philodinida, Philodinidae.